This is a messenger RNA of Coregonus sp. 'balchen', 1708 nucleotides long. NCBI's taxonomy places the organism in Eukaryota, Metazoa, Chordata, Actinopteri, Salmoniformes, Salmonidae. The record is from the annotation of a GenBank genome assembly.
AUGGCCACUAAUAAUUUAGCGGACCAAUCGCAACAGCUAAAUAGUGACAGCAGGAGUGCAUCCCCGAGAGUGUCAGGCAUAGACCUAACGGUUCACAAACCGCCCAACAGUACGCCGGUACGAGACGUUGAAGCUGAGACUUCGGCGAUUGGCACUGACGUGGAUCUUAGCUACCUUCUGGAGGAAAACGCUCGACAGAUGCUCAAAUAUCGGAAGAGGCCUCGCCUUGACCACGAAAAACCGGUGAAACUAAGCAAUUCCUUCUUCAAUCAAGAUUUCCCUACGAGGUUGUGGAAAAUAGUGGAUUCUGACUUGUUCAAGUCGGUCACAUGGGACAAGAAUGGCAUUUACAUGCUUCUCGACGAGGAACGGUUCACCAAGGAGGUGUUACAGCCAACAAGAUUCCAACCUACUCUCCCAUGUGUCACCAUGGCUGGAUUCGACCAACAAAUGAUCCUCCACGGUUUUCAAAAGCUCUCCUCAGCUACCCCCACCUCAAAGGUAUGGCCUAAUUGAUCAAAUAUAUUAAGUGGCCUAAAUCUAUUAUCAAUGCAUUACCAAUACAUGUUUUUGUCACAAAUGGCACCCUAUUUAUUCCAUGUAAGGUUCCUUCUCUCCCCUUAUGGGCCCUGGUCAAAAGUAGUGCACUACAUAGGGAAUAUGGUGCCAUUUGGGACACAGAGCCUACCUACACUAUCAUCACAUAGGCUAUUUACGACUCAUAAUCAUAACUCACUGUCAUAACUUCUAGGAUUUACAAAUAGGCCGUAUCUCAACAAUGCCUGUCUAUGUUUUCCAGUUGUCCAUGUACUACCAUCACAGCUUCAGACAGCACCAGGAGAAGCUACUGAAGAAGAUCAAGGAACCGGUGGUUGCAGAGGUGGAAGUGGUGGAGGAGGAGGAUGAUGAUGUGGAGAUAAUCCGGGUCAUCCCUGGUCCUCCCCGUCAGCCCGGCCCUCCUGUUACUCCCAUUACCCCUCCUGUUACCAGUAAGGCUGAGACCCGGGACGGCGAGGCCGAGAAGGAUGAGAAGAAGGAGAAGGAGCAGCUCUCGCUAGCUGCCAAGGACCUGGUUGCCAAGAUCAGCUCGGCGGUCAACCAGAGGAAGACCGUUCUGCUGGUCACACCCUCCUCCUCCUCCCACACCUCAUCCACACCCACCCCGGCCCCAGCCUCCUGCCCAGCCCGCUCCUUUACCCUCUCCUACCCCACCCCAGUCCCCUCCUGCUCCUACUCCAACCCAUCCACUCCUGCACAGGCCCUAACCCCCUCCUACACCUACUCCACCCCGGCUCCCACCCCGGCCCCAGCCCAGUUCGAAGAGGCAAAUGAGGCCCAGGCACACCAAGCCCAGCAGGCCCAAGCUCAGGCCCUAAAUGCCCACCAGAGCCAAGCUCAGGCACUUAAUGCCCAUCAGGCCCAAUACCAACAGGUUCAUGCCCAGGCCCUGUAUGCCCAGAUGGCUCAGUCCCAGAUGGCAUGGAUGCAAGCAGCGAUGUAUAACCCCUGGGUCCUCCAGGCCAUGCAGAUGCAGAUGGCAGCCUAUAUGUCCCCCCCACCACACUACCUGCACCGGCCAGCAGGGGGGUUCUCAACCACUCACCACAUCCACCCAGUCUACCCCAGUGGGAGCAGAAGCCCUACUGGGGCAGGGUCAGAGUCGGGCCGCUACUCCCCUGAUCUGUCCUUCUCCCCACCCAAUCCCUGA